Peromyscus maniculatus bairdii (prairie deer mouse) is the source of this 1169-nucleotide messenger RNA. The record is from RefSeq and is a predicted model, not a curated record. Lineage: Eukaryota; Metazoa; Chordata; Mammalia; Rodentia; Cricetidae.
AGCUUAUACUGAAGCAAGUUCUGAGGACGCAGGUGGCGCCGUGGUUUGAAGAGGGGGUUCCAGGCCCCCGCUUCCAGAGGUGCGAACCUGAAGGUCGACCCAGAAAUGGGACGCCGGUCAUCAGACACCGAGGAAGAGAGCAGAAGCAAGAGAAAAAGGAAACACCGGAGACGCUCCUCUUCGAGUAGUUCCUCAGAUAGGAGGACGUACAGCCGCAAGAAGGGCAGGAGGCGGCCACGGUCCGAGUCCACGUCCUGGUCUAGAGACCGCCAGCCUCGCUCACAUUCCUAUGAGAGAAGACGCAGGCACAGGUCAAGCAGCAGCUCUUCUUAUGGCCCCCGAAGAAAACGAAGUCAAAGUCGAUCCAGGGCUCGAGGAAAAUCCUAUAGAGUUCAAAGGUCUCGGUCCAAAAGCAGAACAAGAAGGUCCAGAUCAAGACCUCGUCCACAUUCCCACAGUCGAAGCAGUGAAAGGUCCAGUCACAGAAGAACCCGUAGGAGGUCUAGGGAGAGUGAGCGACGGAAAGCCCGGGACAAAGAGAAGAGAGAGAAGGAGAAGGAGAAAGGCAAGGACAAAGAAGUGCACAGCAUCAAACGAGGAACUGGAAACAUCAAAGCUGGAUUAGAACAUCUGCCACCAGCUGAGCAGGCCAAAGCCAGACUACAGUUGGUUCUUGAAGCUGCUGCAAAAGCUGAUGAAGCACUAAAAGCCAAAGAAAGGAAUGAAGAAGAAGCAAAGAGAAGAAAAGAGGGAGACCAAGCCACCCUGGUGGAAUAAGUAAAAAGAGUUAAAGAAAUCGAAGCCUUUGAAAGUGAUUCUUUUGUUCAGCAGACAUUCAGAUCAAGUAAAGAAGUCAAAAAAUCAGUAGUAGAACCAAGUGAAGUGAAGCAUGUGACUCCAGCAUCAGGACCAGCAUCAGUAGCUGCUCACCCACCCAGCAUCGGAAAGGAAAUAGACCCUGACAGCAUCCCCAUGGCCAUCAAGUACCAAGAUGACAAUUCUCUGGCUCAUCCAAAUUUAUUUAUUGAAAAAGCUGAAGCUGAAGAAAAGUGGUUCAAGAGAUUAAUUGCUCUCCGACAGGAAAGACUAAUGGGCAGUCCUGUGGACUGAGGAAGAGACCCACGGUUGAAUUGACAGAAGCCUUGAAAAUUUAGGUUUUUAAAUACCAA